GGAUACAGCAAGCAUUCAUAUUUGUUCAUCUUUUCAGAUCGCUUGCUAGUUGUCAAUUCCAAACUUCAUCAUGAACAAACUCUACGACGUUAUCAUCGUCGGCGCAGGACCUGUCGGGCUCUUCCUUGCUUGCGAACUAGGUCUAGCACGCAUCUCGGUGCUAGUCCUAGAACGCGAAUAUAAGCUCGAGUCCCCCUUCAAAGAUGAACCGUUGGGUUCUCGAGGAAUGAACACAUCGUCUGUGGAAUCCGUCUAUCGUCGCGGUCUGCUAGGCGAGUUUGCUGACCUCAGCAAACGGGCUGCCGGUCUCCAGAAGACUGCUGGAUUUACGUACGGUGGACACUUUGCUGGUAUUGGUCUCAAUGCCAAUAAACUUGAAUUGGAUCGUUGGAAGUAUCGUUUUCCCGGGCCGAGUCUGGUACCGCAACCAACGACUAUACAGCUAGUGGAAAGUAUCCUCAACAAACGAGCUGAGCAGUUGGGUGUGACGAUUCUAAGGGGUCAUGGUGUUGAAAGUAUCACAGCACAAGACGACAAUAGUGUCACGGUAGAAGCUGGAGGAGAGAAUCAAUCAUUCCGCGGCAAGUGGCUUGUAGGAUGCGACGGGGGACGAAGCGCAAUUCGCAAAGCUGCUGGAUUCGGCUUUGAAGGAACAGAAGCAAGAUUCACGGGUUAUGGAAUUAAAUGUGACUUGGGUCAUCCGGAAAAGCUGAAACUGGGAUUCAGCCAUACAAAGACUGGAAUGUAUAUCAGAGGACAGAAGGAUAGUCUGCAUUUGCUGGACUUUGAUGGUGGAUCAUACGAUCGCACCCAGGAAAUCAGUAUGGAGCACCUACAGGAAGUACUCAGCCGCGUGACAGGCGUCAGUGACUUGAAGAUUGAGAAGGUCCAUCUCGCAUCGACAUAUACUGACCGCUGUAUGCAAGCGACAACCUACCGCAAGGGUCGUGUUCUACUUGCUGGUGAUGCUGCACACAUUCACUCGCCGCUCGGGGCUCAAGGUAUGAAUCUCGGACUGGGGGAUGCCAUCAAUCUAGGCUGGAAGCUAGCUGCAACAGUGCGACAAGAAUCCAAAAAUGACAAAACGCCCGUAAAUCUGGAUUUAUUGGACACAUACGAAGCUGAACGCCACCCCAUCGCAGCUUGGGCCCUUGAUUGGACACGCGCUCAAGUCUCGAUACUGCAACCAGAUGCAUUUGGCGCAGCAAUUCGCACGUUGGUUCGCGAUUUCAUCGAUACAACUGACGGGACGAAUAUGCUCAUGGAUCGAUUUUGGGGCUUGUCGCAAAAAUACAAUCUCGAAAAGGAUGGCGGCACUCUGCAUCCCCUUGUCGGACGCAGUGUACCGGAUUUUGAGUUGGGCGAUGGCUCAAGGUUAGGCAGUAAAAUGACAGGGGGGCAAGGGUUAAUUGUAGAUUUCCAGGAUAACAUCGAGCUGAAGAACUUGGCUACAGGAAAGUAUGGAGGCAGAGUCGAUUACUUGAGUUUGACUGCAAAUGAUAGGCGCGGCCUUGGGGCGUUGAUUGUUCGACCUGAUGGCGUUGUUGCUUGGGCCGUAGAAGAGGAUGAGAAGCCAGACAUAGAUGCAGCGAAGGCUUCCUUGGAGAGGUGUGAUCAUAUUGUAUAA
Messenger RNA from Talaromyces stipitatus ATCC 10500, 1627 nucleotides. RefSeq names its product pentachlorophenol 4-monooxygenase, putative. Lineage: Eukaryota; Fungi; Ascomycota; Eurotiomycetes; Eurotiales; Trichocomaceae. Gene Ontology annotation, molecular function: FAD binding. The record is from RefSeq and is a predicted model, not a curated record. The transcript has 2 exons. Bases 71 to 1627 code for a protein of 518 amino acids.